AUGUCUCUCACCUCGUCCAGCAUCAUUCCCAGUGUCACGCCUUCGGCCUCGCCGAUUGCGCAGGGCACCGUGGCUGGUAACAUCCUGGUUAUUGCCAGGGACACGGCGGCCGCCGGCGUGGCAUCAUCGGGACUCAACGCGUACGGCAUCCCGUUCACCACUCUGUUGGUUCCUCAGGCCGGUGCCAGCCUGCCCGACUUGAACACCACCUCCGGCGGAAACUUCGGGGGUAUUGUCGUGGCUGGCGAGGUCAGCUAUGACUAUGGUGGCACCCGAGGCUUCCAGAGCGCAUUGACGACCGAUCAAUGGAACCAGCUGUACGCCUACCAGCUUGACUUUGGCGUUCGUAUGGUUCAAUAUGAUGUCUUCCCGGGACCCUCCUUCGGCGCUUCUGCCGUGGGUGACGGAUGCUGUGCUUCCGGCGUCGAACAGCUGAUCUCUUUCUCCAAUGUCGACGACUUCCCCACUGCCGGACUGCGAACCGGUGCAGGCGUCAGCACCCAGGGUCUCUGGCACUACCCGGCUACCAUCAGCAACACCACGACCACCAAGGAAAUCGCCAAGUUUGCCGCUAACUCCGUGACGUCGGGAGAGUCAACCGCUGCCGUCAUCAACAACUUUGGUGGCAGAGAGCAGAUGGCUUUCUUCAUUUCCUUCGACACGGCCUGGAGUGCCACCUCCAACUAUCUGCAGCACGCCUGGAUCAACUGGAUGACCCGCGGUCUCUUCGUGGGACAUCGUCGUAUUAAUCUGAACACCCAGAUCGACGAUGUGUUCUUGGAGACUGAAAUCUACAAGCCCAGUGGAGUCAACUUCCGUAUCACCACUGCUGACAUGGAUGGUAUCGCUAAAUGGCUUCCCACCAUCAACGCCAAGAUGAACGAGGGCAGCAACUACUGGGUUGAGCUGGGACACAACGGUAACGGUAACAUUGAAGCGUCUACUGGAAAGACCAACGGCGAAUCUCUCUGCAAUGGCGGCGGUAUUGAGUACGACUCGCCCCCUGACACCGAGAUGGAAUUCAAGAAGCCCCUGGGAACCGGAACCGACCUCUGGCCCUCGACUCAGAACUCCUACAGCUGGACCACGGAAUGCACUCAGUUGGAUGAUCUCCUGAUCUGGAUGACCAACCCCGAGAACCGCGAUAAGUUUGGCCAUCUUUCUCACACUUUCACCCACUUGGAACAGAACAACGCCACCAACUCCGACGUCAACAAGGAGAUCUCCUACAACCAGGCUUGGCUGAAGCAGAAUGGUUUUACCUCGGCCAAGUACUGGACCAACAACGGCAUCAUCCCCCCUGCCAUCACCGGUCUCCACAACGGCGAUGCCCUGAAGGCCUGGUGGGAUAACGGUAUCACCAACUGCGUUGGUGACAACACCCGUGCUCCUCUGCUCAACAAGGCCAACGACAUGUGGCCUUACUUCACCACCGUCGACUCCGACGGGUUCGAUGGCAUGCAGGUUAACCCGCGUUGGGCCACCCGUAUCUACUACAACUGUGAUACCCCUGACUGCACCGUCCAGGAGUGGAUUGACACGUCUGCCGGUAGCGGUGACUUCAACGACCUGCUUGCGACGGAGAAGGCCGACACCAUGCGUCACUUGUUCGGUCUGCACCGGGAUCCCUACAUGUUCCAUCAGGCCAACCUUCGCAACGCCGAUACCACCCCGAUCACUGUCAACGGCGUCUCUGGCCAAUACUCGAUCAUGCAGGCUUGGGUUGAGACCCAGGUUCAGGAAUUUGUUCGUCUGGUGAAGUGGCCCAUUGUCACCGUCACCCACCAGGAGAUGUCUGAAAACUUCCUUCAGCGUUACACCCGCGACGCAUGCAACUACUCUCUCCAGUACACCAUUGCCAACCACCAGAUUACUGGUGUGACGGUGUCUUCCAACAGCAACACCUGCAGCGUCCCCAUUCCGGUGACCUUCCCCGUUGCGCCCACCAACACCCAGAGCUUCGCCACCGAGCAGCUCGGCAGCGACCCUCUGACCGUCUGGGCCAAGCUCUCCGGCUCCCCAGUCACUUUCACUCUGUCCACUCCUAUUGCGUUGUAA
Molecule: messenger RNA, 2058 nt
Organism: Aspergillus steynii IBT 23096
Lineage: Eukaryota; Fungi; Ascomycota; Eurotiomycetes; Eurotiales; Aspergillaceae
Gene: agd3
Product: putative extracellular serine-rich protein
Exons: 2
Coding region: 1-2058 (685 amino acids)
Source: RefSeq, a predicted model, not a curated record